CUCUGCUCUUGAACGCAACCCGGUUUGCCCCGGAAGUGUUUUCGCAAUCUGUGUUAUUGUUGUGAAUGAAGCGAGCAUGGACUCCUGUGUGCAAAACAAAAACACAAGAAUAGGUUAAGUUCACUGUAUCCAUGAUGAACUUUGACGGUCUCGACGCCGGGAUGGGUGAGUACCCAGCCGGCCUUCACGGGUCUCUGGACGCGGGGAUGGAGCCCUCCAUGGACCCGCACCUGAACCCCAACUUACUGCAGGGUGUGGAGCUCGAUCCGGAGGGGCUGGCCGUGACGGGCCCCGAGUCUGUGCACCUCAUGGAGGGGAUGUUUUCUGAGCUGCACAGCGCAGUUUCUGAAGUGGGCAUCCCAGUCACCGCCACACAUUUUGACCUCCAGGAGGAAAUGCUCUGGAUGGGUAACCACAGAGGUCACGUCACCUCGUUCUUCGGACCGACAAUGGGCCGCCAUUCUUCUUUUCAAGCGCACGGAUCCGACGACAUCCGACACAUUCAGAGUUUGGAAACAGGCGUCCUCUUCCUUUCCAAGUCUAACCUCAAGUGUCACACUCGUGGGGGCCUUUUUAUGUUCGAUUACCCGAUGGAGGAAGGCGCUGACAUGCACAGUCUCCUCAUGACGGAUAACAACACCUUGCUUAUGGGUGGAUUACAAAAUUACGUGGUGGAAGUGGACUUAAAUACUGUUCAAGAAACUCAGAAGUUCAAUGUUGAGGUACCAGGAGUGGCAAUAAUGCGACAAACCAGCCGUUUCUUCUUCUGUGGGCACACGUCUGGCAAGGUAACCCUGCGGGAUUUGCGCAGCUUCAAGACCGAGCACGAGUUUGACGCGUUCUCCGGCAGCCUCUCAGACUUCGACGUCCACGGAAACCUCCUGGCUGCGUGCGGGUUCUCCAGUCGAGGUUUGAACGGGUUGGCAUGCGACCGUUUCCUCAUGGUGUUUGACCUCCGUAUGAUGCGGGCCGUAACGCCGCUCCAGGUGCACGUGGACCCUCUGUUCUUGCGUUUCAUCCCUACGUACACAUCACGGCUGGCGAUCAUCUCACAGUCAGGUCAGUGCCAGUUCUGCGAGCCAACUGGUCUUGCGAACAUGGCGGACGUUUUCCACGUCAACACCGUGGGCCAGCUGCUCAUGAGCUUCGACGUGUCGGCCAGCAAGCAGUGCAUGGCGUUCGGGGACUCUGGAGGGUGCGUGCACCUGUGGUCGGACGCCCCAGAGGUCUCUUUCAACGACUACUCCCGGGAGACGGAGUUCGCCCUGCCCUGCCUCGUGGACACGCUGCCUCAGCUGGACUGGAACCACGACCUGCUGCCCCUCUCGCUCAUCCCCAUGCCGCUGACCAGCACCGAGCAGCUGCUGUCGGACUGGUCCUCCACGAUGGCUACACCCAGCCCCAGGCGAGCUCCUCCUGUGGACCCAGAAAUCCUGCGCACGAUGAAAACUGUCGGCUUUAUUGGUUACGCAGCAAAUCCUCGUACCCGGCCCCGGAACCAGGUUCCUUACAAAAUUAAAGACGUGGAGCUGGAUUACGAUAACUACAACCAGGUGCCCGAGUCACCGAUUGGCCGAGAUGAAGAGCCACACCUCUACAUGGUGCCUAAAAAGUACAGAAAGGUCACAAUUAAAUACUCCAAGCUUGGACUGGAGGACUUUGAUUUCAAACAUUACAACAGAACUCUGUUUGCUGGUCUGGAGCCUCACAUUCCCAAUGCUUACUGCAACUGCAUGAUCCAGGUGUUAUAUUUCCUGGAGCCAAUCCGGUGUCUAGUCCAGAAUCAUUUGUGCCAAAAGGAGUUUUGUUUGGCCUGUGAGCUCGGCUUCCUCUUCCACAUGUUGGAUUUGUCGCGAGGAGAUCCAUGCCAGGCCAGUAACUUUCUCCGAGCAUUUCGAACCAUCCCUGAGGCUUCAGCGCUGGGUCUGAUCCUCGCAGACUCAGACGAGCAGACGGGGAAGGCCAGACUCGGCCGCCUAAUCCAGAGCUGGAACCGCUUCAUCCUCACCCAGCUCCACCAGGAGACCCAGGAGCAGGAGGGCCCGCAGGCCUACAGGGGAGCCAGCAGCAGUUCUCUGGGCUCCUCUGGUGAGUCUGAAAUCGGAAAACUGUUCGGCUGUGAGGUUGAGAACAGCAGUCUGUGUCGCUGUGGCAAGGAGACGGUGCGCACCUCCCUCACGCUGCUCUUCACCAUGCAUUACCCUGAGCAGAGCUCUCAAGACAAAACGAUAAAGGAGUACGACUUUGCUGAGAUCUUAAAGAAAAGCAUCUGCCUGGAGCAGAGCACUCAGGCGUGGUGCGAGAACUGUGAGAAGUAUCAGCCCACGGUUCAGACGCGCAACAUCCGCUGUCUGCCUGAUGUUCUUGUCAUCAACUGUGAGGUGAACAGCGCUAAAGAGGCUGAAUUCUGGAAGGUCCAGGCAGAUUACGCCUUCAACAAGGCAAAGCAAAAAGAGGCGAUGGAACCUGCAAAACCCAAAGAACCCCCACCCAUGCCCACCGAGUGGUGCUUGGACGGGGAGGAUUGCAACACAGAAGGCUUCACCUUUGACACCCGGGCGGAGGAUCUGCGGCACGUCUGGAUCCCUCUCUCUCUCAAGAUGUCCAUCAGCAAAAGUCAGGGCCUGGAGAUCAGCAGCUGGCCUGAGGGCGAGGAGCUGAGUGCCGAGGAGGAGACGGAGGGCACGUCUCUCUACGACUUGGUUGUCACGGUGCCGCACGUCUUGGACGCUCGCACGGGAGGAAACCUGGUGGCGCACAUCAAAGUGGGGGAGACGUACCAUCAGAGAAAAGAGGGAGUCACUCACCAGCAGUGGUACCUCUUCAAUGAUUUCCUAAUUGAGCCAAUUGACAAGACUGAAGUGGCUCAGUUUGACAUGAGCUGGAAAGUGCCGGCCAUUCUGUAUUACUCCAAACGGAACUACCACGCCAAAUACGACCUCCGCAUUAAAAACCCGAUCGAUGCCAGCGUGCUGCUGACUGAGGCGUCGCUGGCUCGGAAACAGAGGAAGAGUCACGCCACCUUCAUCCCCCUCAUGGUCAGCGAGAUGCCACAGGCCGGGGACCUGGUGGGGCUGGAUGCUGAGUUUGUCACGCUCAACCAGGAAGAGGCAGAGCUGCGCAGUGACGGCACCAAGUCGACCAUCAAGCCCAGUCAGAUGUCUGUGGCCAGGAUCACCUGCGUGAGGGGUCAGGGCCCCAACGAGGGGGUGCCCUUCAUCGAUGACUACAUCUCCACUCAGGAGCAGGUUGUAGACUAUCUGACACAAUAUUCGGGAAUCAAACCAGGAGACUUGGAUGCAAAGAUUUCUUCAAAGCAUCUGACCACGCUGAAGUCCACCUACUUAAAGCUGCGCUUCCUCAUCGACACAGGAGUCCGCUUUGUCGGCCACGGUUUACAGAAGGACUUUCGGGUCAUCAACUUACUGGUUCUCAAAGACCAAGUCGUCGACACCGUCUACUUGUUCCAUUUGCCACGCAAGAGGAUGAUUUCUCUGAGAUUCCUGGCCUGGUAUUUUCUAGACCUAAGCAUCCAGGGGGAAACCCACGACAGCAUAGAGGACGCUCGCACCGCUCUACAGCUGUACAGGAAGUACCUGGAGCUGAGUCGAGGAGGCGGGAAUGACGAAGUUAGGAAGGUCCUGAAGGGACUCUACGAAAAAGGCCGCCAGAUGGACUGGAAAGUCCCCGAAUCGGACCCAGGCGAUGGUCAAGGUAGCCCAAAAAGUGCUGCUGCGUUUCCCUCUGUGAUGGGGCUUUGACCUGCACCGUGAUACGAUCCCACCCCCUCCACACUUCGGGCUGAUCUCUGACACUUCAGUUAGUAUCACGUUGUUCGUUUUCCCAAUUUAACUUUCCCAUCGUUUAUGAAUGUCUUCGUUGCUUGAACAUUCUGCUACAGCACUGCGGCCAGUUUUAAAUAAUGAUUCAAUUUGUAAUAAAGCUAUUUGUAUUUCA
Molecule: messenger RNA, 3957 nt
Organism: Labrus mixtus (cuckoo wrasse)
Lineage: Eukaryota; Metazoa; Chordata; Actinopteri; Labriformes; Labridae
Gene: pan2
Product: poly(A) specific ribonuclease subunit PAN2
Exons: 26
Coding region: 132-3761 (1209 amino acids)
Biological process (GO): mRNA processing; nuclear-transcribed mRNA poly(A) tail shortening
Cellular component (GO): P-body; PAN complex
Molecular function (GO): poly(A)-specific ribonuclease activity; protein binding; nucleic acid binding
Source: RefSeq, a predicted model, not a curated record